GUACACUACCACCACGCCGCUCACUGCUCACUGCGAGUAUAGACACAUCUCAAACGCUUGACUGAUGGAGCUGGCUGGCUGACUGAGUGACUGCAUGUUCCGCCCAUUCCAUCCGUUCACUCGCCGCAAGUGCACCACUGUCCUUGCCACUCCAUUCAAGUCUCGUGUACGCUGGCCCAUACGCCCAUACGCACACACACUUUCUCGACCUUGAUGUUAAACUAGCCUCACACUCACCAUCGAUCACUUCACAGUCGCCAUCAUACCCUCCACCUUGCCCUCGUUUCGGUCUCCCUGGUCAGCCUCCCAUCACGUCCCUCUACCUUCUCGUCUUGGGUUGUCGUGAACGUAGUCUCAACACUGCCUUGAGACAAAUCAAUCAUCCUUGAAUACACAGGGCACCUGGCUGGACGCCAUAACGAUCGGAGGCGCAACUCCGCCGCUCGAACUUCCUCUUAUCUCAAACCCGAACCAGAAGAUUUGCCCCCCUCCUCUCCAUGCCUGCCUUUCGACUGCAGCGAGGUUGCAGACACCGAAGUUGGACGAUCGAGUGUCUGCUUCCGCAACAAUGAAGUCGUCGAAAUCCCCGCGCGUUGGAAUGCCCCCCCGUGGCCGCUCUUCACGAAGCAAUGAUGGUCAUGGGUCGGCGACACGGUCGGAAGAGGAAGCCACGGGCGAGAGGAGAAGUGGCGUGGACGCGUCUUCCAUUGCUCCUACCUUGGUUCACCAUCAAGUGACGAGUGUCUUGACGCGCGAGAGUUCGUCUGGGAUUGAGGCAAUGCGACGAAGAAUGAGUGCCGCGCUGGCCCGAAAACAACAAAUGCGCACGGCUGCCGCCGCCACUGCUUCCAGCGGUUCGUCUGAUACAACGAGACAAGACGACUCAUCCGAGCCCUCAGCUUCACUGCAGCAUACAGAGUCGAGUUCAGAUGAAUCAGUCAACACCGCAGCCCUCUCGACCGAUUCCGCCCGUACUAUACGGGCCACGUUUGACAUGACCCCCGGGGCUGUUAGGACACCGUCAUAUCCGUUCCCGCGUAUGGCUUUGCGACUCAAUCGUAACACCAGCCACCGCUCAGGUCCUUCCCACAGACCCUUCACUCUCUUGUCUCCGACGAAUGAACCACCCUUGAGCUCAGACCCUGCGCAGCCUCCUCUUCCCCAACGACAAGCAUCCUCUUCGGACCUGAGUACACCAAUUGGCCAGACACCGCUGAGUCCAGGUUAUCCGGAAGAUCCCAAUUUCCCAGCACCCGACUUAUAUGAUAUCAUCUUGAUGCUCAAUGCAGAGCCAGGGUUGGAUAUGUGGUGGGUCAAUGUCACCGAGGUUCUGUCCGAGGUUUAUGGCGCCGAACGCGCAUCCCUGGCGGUUCCUGGAGAUAUCACUGAUCUCGAGAACGUACCGUGGGGCCAGAAGGCAACGUACAACGUCAAUGGCAGCGAGGGGGUGCCGCCUUCACAGUUUGAAUCCCUGGCAACCUCCGAAGCUGACAUAACCUCGCAAGGCCGACGGCCAGAACCUCCCAGUAGAAUUCCUAGUGAGCUAAGUUCAGCUCUGCCGCGCCGGCCGCCUCUACUGUCCCGACAUUCUAUCGCAGGCCCGACUCCUGAUCCAUCUGCGAGGGGUACUCGCCAGCGGCCUGCAGGGCCUGUGCGCGCCCACAGCAUGUUGCCCAAGGAGCCAGCAGAGGAAGUCCCGACAGUGUCACCGCUCUUGCCCAGGUUGACCAGACAGGCAGCGACACCUCGAUCGUCUUCCAUGGCAGAGUUGGAUCCAUUGGUGCCCAAAGGGCAAUAUAAUUCAUCUGGUUCCGGUUCCUCAACACUGAGAUGUCAUGUUCAUCGUUCGAUCCAGCCACUAGAGGCCGAAACCGACCCUUUACUUAUCCGUACAGGGGUUGCAACAUUGUUUGGGAAAAGGAAACCUAUUGUAUUGACGAGGGCGUACACAGAGACUGCACCGAGACAGUCACCCAAAGUCAAAGGAAGAGAGGAUGAUCAAAGCGCCCCUCCGACACCCUCACGAGGAGGUCUAGACGAUCGGAAACUUGCAAGACCAGAAGACACUUUGACGUUGCAAAGCGUUUUUCGCGCAUUUGAUGAAUAUGAACAACCAGAACCGUCACCCUGGUCGCAGAGUCCCUCCCCAUCCCCUGCGGCACGUCCUGACCCGGCCGAAUCGCCUUUUUUCACUCAGCCAACGGCAUCCAUUGACGAGACUGCAUUCGAACAAAAUCCCCCGGUGUAUGAUUACGCGACCACAGCCAACCAGCCAUUGAGUGCGAUAGGAGCAGACAUGUCCAAGACACUGAUUCACGUGCCACUGAUACAGCCGAUUUUGGCUAGGGGAACUCUAGCGUCUAACCUCCGUUUUCCGAUAGCCAUCCUAUCCUUUCUGUCGCCACUGAAUCCGUAUCCACGUAGUCUGCGGCAUUCCUUGGAAGCCCUUCUACCACACCUGGCAAGCUCAUAUUCGCUUUCCCAGCAGUAUAGCGCUCUCCAGGAUCGUUUGCGUGGCACUCCAGGAAGCCGACAUGAAGCUGCAUUUGGUCUCGGGGGUACAUUCUCUGACGAAGGCUCUGAACUCGAGCUUGUGGCCGAGCUCAGCGGACAAAUCGCGCAAGAUAAAGAGAAUGCUAAAACAUGGACAUACCAAGAAAGCCUCAGUCCAGGUGUUCUUAGGGAGAGUCCGGGCAGCUCUGUCGUGAGCACGCCGCUCAUGGAGCAGUUUGGGUUGAGUUCAGGACAGCCGCCGACUCCGGGAGGCAAGACGGGCUCUGAAAUGGUGGACAGCUACUUCUCUGCAAGGAGACAGAGAGCCGGUCAACACCCGCUAACUCCUGGCCCACGAUCGACCAAGGAUGAGACCGAGCAGGCCAAGCAUUCAGCUGAGAAAUCGUCUGCAGGUUCAAAGAUGGCCGGGAAGAGAAAUACAGGUAGUGCCACAAAGACACAACCUGACCCUCCUAGUCCGAUGGCACUUCGGACGGCGAGCAUCACAUCUGAAAGUGAUGCCGGAGAUCAUCCUUUUCCCCUGUACGAUAGGGCUGACCCUUCAACUCGGCGAAGCACAGCUCGGCGUGUUAGCGAGCACAAGGAUGAUGGAGAGAGACCUUUGCCCGAGCUUAUAUCGUCUCUGAUGCUUAAUGCUGUGCCCCUUCAGCUUUUCCUGGCAAAGCCCAAUACGGGAGACUUGGUUUGGACUAACCGCAAAUUUGACGCGUUCCGGAGUCAAGGGGAAGGUCGCGUGCGAGAUCCCUGGAAGAACGUCCACCCAGCAGACAGAAACGGGCUGGUCAAGCUAUGGAAUGAAGCUUUAAGAACAGGAAGUCAGUUCACCCACUACAUCCGCGUCAAGAGAUUCAACAGCGACAGCGAUUUCCGCUGGUUUGUAUUUCGAGCCAGCACUUUGUUGAGUAACAAUGGCCGGCUCUUGUACUGGAUUGGUUCAUUCCUCGACGUGCAUGAACAAUACAUGAAGAACCUCGAGGCGAGCGAAAAGGAGGCAAUCAUGGCCCGUGACACCAAGAUCCGUGCACUUGCAGAUGCCAUUCCACAGAUCCUUUUUGAGGCUAUCGAAGGAGAUGGCAUUGUGGCUGUCAACCAACAAUGGCAUUCAUAUUCGGGCCAGACACUGGAGGAUGCUCGAGGGUUGGGGUUUGCGAAACAUGUCCAUCGUGAUGAUCUGCAUAAAUGCGGUAUUUUGGCACCGUCAGACGUUGCCGCGAUUGCUCGGUCUUCGGCUACAAGCCCCUCUUCGUCCAGCGAUUCGAACAAAACAGUUGGCGCGACCGCACCGCCGCUUCCUGCCCAGAAAAAUCUUUUCUCGCCUGAUCUGAGCUCGCUGGACCGGAUGAUUAAGUCGGGCUCGGUGGUCGUGGAGAAGGACGAGAAUGGCCGUUUGUCCUACCUGACCGAGAUCCGGUUGAAGUCGAGAGGCGGUGGGUAUCGCUGGUUUCUUGUACGCCUUGUUCGAGUUGAUACUGGCCUAUGGCAAAGUCAGAGCGGAAAGGCAUCUUGGUACGGAACAUGCACCGAUAUCGAGACACGGAAAGCCCUGGAACGAGAAUUGAAUCAAGCCAAUGAGAAGGUUCACUCCGAGAUGGAGUCCAAGACCAAAUUCUUUGCUAACAUGUCUCACGAAAUUCGAACUCCUCUCAAUGGCAUUUUGGGUAGUAUGCCUUGGCUCGUCGAGUCGGAGCUAGAUCACGAUCAACGGCGGACGGUGGACACCAUCCAAAACAGCGCCAACAACCUGAGGGAACUCGUCGACAAUAUUUUGGAUGUGACCAAGGUCGAAGCUGGGAAGAUGACGCUACUUCCAAAGUGGUUUCACGUUCGGGCGCUCUGCGAAGAGGUGGUAGAUACAGUGUCAUCUAGAGCCAUUGAGCGUGGACUCGAACUCAAUUAUUCGCUGGAGGCCAACGUCCCAUCGAUGGUCAAGGGAGAUGCCUUCAGAGUGCGCCAGGUUCUGCUCAAUCUCCUCGGGAAUUCCGUCAAAUUUACCGAACAGGGCGAGGUGUACAUGCGAUGUUCCUACCGCGAAGCCGAGCCUGCCAGCUCAACGGCACAGGCUGAUCAUUCGGGUCUACUAUCAUUUGAUGUGGUCGAUACCGGGCGUGGUUUCAAUGAAGACGACUUCAAGCGGCUUUUCAAGCAGUUUGGUCAGAUUGGAGGUGGUAGCAGUCACGAGGCCGGCUCUGGAUUGGGGCUUUUCCUUUCCAAGCAGCUGGUGGAGAUGCAUGGAGGCGAGCUUUCUGUCACAAGUAAAGCAGGCGAAGGCUCGACAUUCAGCUUUUACAUCAAAGUCGAGGUGGCUCCCCCCGGGUCUGAAGUUACCUCGCCCCCAAUCGCUGCAAGAGCUGGACAACAGAGGGUGUCACCUUUGUUGGGAGGGAGUCCUCGAUCACGGUCCGACAACAAGACGCCCACAAUAUCGUCGGCCAAGGGUCUUUUGCACAACGAGGGGAUCAUUCAGACGCCAGGGUUAUCCAGAUAUGUUAGCUCCCCUCCGCAACAGGCCCCCGCUCUGCCAUCGCCGGCAGUGUCAUCACCAACGAUGGUUUCACCGCCGGUCCUUUUGUCCGAUAGCUCUGGAAUGUCAAUGCGAUCAAACUCUGGCAAUAUCGCGUCCGAGUCAUCGGCGACUUCGAUCGUGCAAACCCCUGAAUCCGCGCCUCCUCCUGAGUCUGCAGCGCCACCGAGUGAACGACAAGUCCUGACGGAGAAAGCCAUUGCAUCUCACCCAAUCUUCAAGCGCAGCAAGAGCGAUAGCGAGGGAAGUAGGUUGGCGCCAGAAAAGGCGCAUCCUCAGACAUAUUCGGUCAUCAUUAUUUGCCCUGCUGAGCAUGCGCGAACGGCGAUCAAGCAGCAUAUUGAGCACGUGGUUCCUUACUCGAUCGCCGCUAAUGUCACGACCAUCCCGGAUAUCGGUUCGUUCCUGGACCUCUUGAACGGGCCAUCACCGCCCACCUUCACGCACAUCGUGUUGGACAUCCCUGCGACGUCGGACAUCAUGCUGUUCAUGCGCCAGAUGGCGAAAUACACAGGCCCGGUGAUACCAGCGCUCGUGGUGAUUACCGACCACUAUCAGAAGCGGGAUAUUCUGGAUGACUUUACUGCCCUCACGGCCAGCGGGCGCAAGGCCUACAUGAUUCACAAACCGGUCAAGCCGUCGGUAUUUGCGAUGAUUUUUGAUCCCGCACAACUGCGCAAUUUGAGCAAGGAUCGGGCACGCGAGGUGGCGCAGUCGAGCUCUGACGACUUCCGAAAUAUUGCCAACCUGGUCAAGGAGAAGAUAGGGGGGAAAGAGCACCGAGUGUUGUUGGUCGAGGACAGCGAUGUGAACCGGAUGGUGAUCCAACGGUACCUCAAGAAAGUUGAGCUGAUCAACGACUGUGCCAAAAACGGGCAGCAAUGCGUGGAUAUGGUGCAGGGCCAACCACCGGGGUACUAUUCGCUCAUCAUCUGUGACAUCCAGAUGCCGGUCAAAAAUGGGUAUGAGGCGUGUACGGAAAUCCGGGAGUGGGAAAGGAGUCACGGGUACCGGCCGUCGCCGAUCAUGGCACUGACAGCACAUGCGAUGCCCGAGGAGCGCGCAGCGGCAGCAAAUGCUGGAUUUACCGACUAUCUUACGAAACCGGUUGAUUUUAAUGUGCUGGGGACGAUGAUGAUGACGCUACUGGACCCAACCGUACCACACGUGUUCUUACGUGAUAGGCCUCUGGAGUCUUGAGUUUUGUCGAGGCGCAGGGAAAUGAUUCUCGGGUUAGGGAAAGCUCUGCGUCAGUGUGCGCUGUCCAUGGGCAAGGGGUCACUAGUUCCACGGCAUUGUCACUGCGUUGAGCGAGUCAUUGCGAAGCAUUUCUGGGGCUGGCGUUUUCCUGGUGGGAUGGCCGUUGGCAACUUCUUUGCAUCGCGUUGGGGGAACUUCUCAUGACGGACGACUCACGCUGUAUAAGGGUGAAGGGGGGCACUAGCCAUCUUUGUGUUUUUAAUCAAAAGGGAACAGGUGGGUAAUGGAGGGAGGAGUAAUAUAAAGGCUGGACCAACACCAGGGACGGAGGAGAAUGACACGAAUGUGCAUGGCAAUGGGGGUUCAGGGGGACCCAAUGUUGUUGUCAAUAUGCUCAGGGCCUAAGCUAGGGGGAGACGACCUCCUCAACGAGAACCACGACAUGCAUGAAUGGGCCUGGAGGCAAGUUAGUAUUAGCAUUUGGCGAGGAAAGCGUGCAUUUGGCGAGUUGGGCGGCGAGAUCAAGAAGGGGGAAAGGAGCUUCCCUCUGCGCCCCCGAUGGCCACUGGGCUAUGUGCCUGAGUAGGUAGAUGUAUUUAUCUACUUGUGCGGCACUAAUAAGCAUUCUGUAUCGAGUGGGUUGUAAUUUGA
Messenger RNA from Cladophialophora immunda, 6886 nucleotides. RefSeq lists its product as uncharacterized. Lineage: Eukaryota; Fungi; Ascomycota; Eurotiomycetes; Chaetothyriales; Herpotrichiellaceae. The transcript has a single exon. Gene Ontology annotation, biological process: phosphorylation; phosphorelay signal transduction system. Gene Ontology annotation, molecular function: phosphorelay sensor kinase activity. The record is from RefSeq and is a predicted model, not a curated record. Bases 569 to 6235 code for a protein of 1888 amino acids.